Molecule: messenger RNA, 2835 nt
Organism: Candidozyma auris
Lineage: Eukaryota; Fungi; Ascomycota; Pichiomycetes; Serinales; Metschnikowiaceae
Gene: PFK2
Product: 6-phosphofructokinase subunit beta
Exons: 1
Coding region: 1-2835 (944 amino acids)
Biological process (GO): canonical glycolysis; fructose 6-phosphate metabolic process; fructose 1,6-bisphosphate metabolic process
Cellular component (GO): cytoplasm; mitochondrion; 6-phosphofructokinase complex
Molecular function (GO): fructose-6-phosphate binding; ATP binding; AMP binding
Source: RefSeq, a predicted model, not a curated record
AUGCCUUCCGCAGUAAACGGUGCCAAUGGGGCCGUCAUACAUGCUCCGGAUAAACCCACCAUGAACCAGACGGUCAAUUUCUACACAAACUUGGUGGGUUUCACUGUGAAAUCGGAAAAGGCAUCCUCGGCCGUGUUGCUUGCAAAGGACAAAUUGACAACGAUGAGAAUAGACUUGUCUGACGAGAUUACUCCUCAGGAAAUUGCCGACUUGAAGGACAAUUGGGCCAGGCUGCAUGCCCUGGUGGACUGGAGGUCCCAGAUGUCCCAUUUGACGUUUGCAGUGACCGACUUAAACGAUAUUGUGUCUGCAUUGAUGGGCCAAAGCGUCCCUUGUCAGAUGUACCCAAACGAGUUGUACCCCAGCGAGGUAUACGCUAUUGAUCCAUUGGGUAAUUUGGUUGGUUUCACAAGCGCCCACAACGCUCUAAGCUUGAUUCCACCCGUGAGCAAAUUGACCAUCGAUGAGUACCAGGGAACGACAAUGAGCUCAGCGGCGUCUGAGGUGUCGAGAAUUUUGGGCGACGAACAUGCUCUGAGAAAUAUUGCCGUCAUGACUUCGGGUGGUGAUGCUCCGGGUAUGAACGCUUUUGUACGUGCUGUUGUGCGUGCUGCUAUCUUCAGGGGAUGCAAGCCUUUUGCUAUCAUGGAGGGCUACGAAGGUCUUGUUAGAGGUGGUCCUGAUUACAUCAAGGAAAUGCACUGGCAGGACGUGAGAGGUUACUUGACUGAAGGUGGUACCAAGAUUGGCACUGCUAGAUGCAUGGCUUUCAAAGAAAGAGCUGGCCGCAUGAAGGCAUGUAAGAACAUGAUCGCUGCUGGAAUUGAUGCUCUUAUCGUUUGUGGUGGUGACGGUUCCUUGACUGGUGCGGACUUGUUUAGAUCUGAGUGGCCUUCAUUGAUUAAGGAAUUGCUAGAAAACGGCGAUAUCACUCAGCAGGAGUACACCAGACACAAGCACUUGAAUAUUUGUGGCGCCGUGGGUUCUAUUGAUAACGAUAUGGCCACCACCGACGCCACAAUUGGUGCUUAUUCUGCUUUAGAUAGAAUCUGCAGAGCCAUCGACUAUAUCGACGCCACGGCCAACUCCCAUUCUAGAGCAUUCGUGAUUGAAGUCAUGGGUCGUCAUUGUGGGUGGCUAGCAUUGAUGGCCGGAAUUGCCACCUCUGCAGACUACAUCUUCAUCCCAGAAAAGCCAUCUUCAUCCAAAGACUGGCGAGCGCAGAUGUGCAACAUUGUCUCGAAGCAUAGACAAAAGGGUAAAAGGAAGACGAUAGUUAUUUUGGCCGAGGGCGCCAUCACAAGCGACCUUCAGCCUAUUUCUGCCAACGAAGUCAAGGAUGUCUUGGCGAAGAGUUUGGGCUUAGAUACCAGAGUCACCACUUUGGGUCACGUCCAAAGAGGUGGUAACGCUGUCGCUUACGACCGUAUCAUCGCCACUUUCCAAGGUGUUGAGGCUGUGAGAGCAGUCUUGGAGUCAAGCCCAGACACUCCUUCACCAUUAAUUGGUGUCAAGGAGAAUAAGAUCGUCAGGUUGUCUUUAGUUGACGCCGUCAAGAUCACGAAGUCGGUGGCAGCUGCUAUUGAGAAGCACGACUUUGCCAAAGCUAUGGAUUUAAGAGACUCGGAGUUUGUUGAGCAUUUGCACAACUUCAUGGCUAUCAACUCCGCCAACCAUGAGCAGCCCUCUCUUCCCAAGGAACAGAGAAGAAGAAUUGCCAUCAUAAAUGUUGGUGCUCCUGCUGGUGGUAUGAACAGUGCAGUCUACGCCAUGGCUACCUAUUGUAUGUCUAGGGGCCACACUCCAUACGCUAUCCACAACGGUUUCUCCGGAUUGGCUCGUCACGAGUCUGUGCGCUCUAUUGACUGGCUAGCGAUUGAGGGAUGGACAUCCAUGGGUGGAAGUGAAAUCGGAACAAACAGAAAUACCCCCGAGAGCACGGACUUGGGAUUGAUUGCAUACUACUUUGAGAAAUACAGAUUUGAUGGUUUGAUACUCGUUGGUGGUUUCGAGGCGUUCGUUUCAUUGGAGCAGUUAGAGAGAGCCAGAGCAAUGUACCCAUCAUUCCGUAUUCCAAUGGUGCUCAUUCCAGCUACCAUCUCCAACAAUGUUCCAGGCACAGACUACUCCUUGGGCUCCGACACAUGUUUGAAUUCUUUGAUGGAAUAUUGUGAUGUCGUCAAGCAGUCUGCCUCUGCCACCAGAGACCGUGCUUUUGUCAUUGACGUGCAAGGAGGUAACUCGGGGUACAUUGCCACUUUUGCAUCUUUGGCAUGCGGCGCACAAGCAUCUUACGUUCCUGAAGAAGGUAUUGAUUUGGCCCAGCUAGAACUUGACAUCAAGUCUUUGAAGGAAUCCUUCACCGCCGAACGUGGUCUUGCCAGAACAGGCAAGCUUCUAUUGAAGAGCACCAAUGCAUCGAAGGUGUUGACCACCGAAGUGUUGGCCGAGAUCUUCAAGCUGGAGUCCGACGGCGUGUUUGACACCAAAACCGCCAUUCCUGGCCACGUCCAGCAGGGCGGCUUGCCAUCGCCGGUGGACAGAACGAGGGCCACCAGGUUUGCAGUGAAGGCGGUGCAGUUCAUUGAGGACAACAGCGAUGUGAUCAGCAACUACAGAGACGAGCUCGACUUUGCCAUUGACGACAAGCAGUUGUCAGACACGGCAGCGGUGUUGGGUAUAGUUUCGUCCCACUUGAGGUUCCAAAGCAUCAGACAGUUGUAUGACUUUGAGACGGAGGUGGGCCGCAGAAUGCCCAAGAGGAUACACUGGGCCAGGGCUAGAGAGAUUGCCGACCUGUUGGUUGGCAGAACGAAGAUCACGAAGAAGGCAUAA